GCAAAAACAAGCAUGAAUGCUAUCUGUCUAUGUGCAUAGAGUUUUAGAAAUAGUUGCCAGUGGCCUCUGCUGUGUCAUCUUUUAGCCUGUUGAAGUCAGUCUAAGCAUUUGGGUUAGCACAAAACAAAAAUCUGGAAAAACCAGUGACAAGUUUGGGGUGGUGAAGUGUCCGAACAAUGGUUGCUCGGUAAUGUUGCCCCCAGAGCAAGUGAAAGUCUAUACUGAGACAGCAGUGCUACUACCAGCAAGUGUCGUGUCAUCUGUGUGGGAUUUCAAUGGCCAGAGGCAAUAUACAGGCACAUAUUGACAGAGACUGUCUUGCAUCUGCGGGCGAGUGUGGCAACAAAUGUGGAGUCAAAGUUGCCAGGGGAAUGGUAAGAUCCAAGAGACAUAUUGACAGGGACUGCUAUAUAUAUAUAGCAGCUGCAAUCAAGUAUGGCAGCAAAAUAUGUGAAGUCAAGGUUGCCAGGGGAAUGAUGAGCGAGUACUUACAGAAGGAAUGUCGCUUACAAUCAUUUACGUGCACUGUUGCUAAUUGCACGUUUAAGGGUAGAUCUGUCAUCUACUUCCAAGCAACUCCAGGAACACGAAUCCAAGGGCGUGGUGUACGUUUCAUUUAAGAUGUGUGAGCAAGACUGUUGAUGAGCUCAAGAACACCAGUGCCCUACUCGCUCGCUGUGUGCCUCAAUCAACCACUAAGAAACUUGCUACUGAGAAGGACAAAGCUUUAAGCCAAGCGGUGGCAGACAUAACUG
Halichondria panicea is the source of this 755-nucleotide messenger RNA. RefSeq lists its product as uncharacterized. NCBI's taxonomy places the organism in Eukaryota, Metazoa, Porifera, Demospongiae, Suberitida, Halichondriidae. The record is from RefSeq and is a predicted model, not a curated record. The transcript has 6 exons. The coding region runs from base 276 to 620 and encodes 114 amino acids.